AUUUAGUGAGUGUUACGACUGCUUUUUAUACAUAUUCGUCGGUUGUUUCGUUUCGCGUGAACCACUAUAACAAAAACUUUGUUGGAGCGUCAAUAGUGUUAUGUGAACAUCAUAAAUUGUGCUUAGUGCAUGAAAUUGUUGAUUAUGGACUAUUAUAGAAUUUAGUUUUUUUUGUGUCAAUUUAGUGGUUUCAAUCAAAUUGACUUUGACGUCACGUGAGCCAACCAAUCAGUUGGCGCGAAAGAAAAACAACAUUGCAAGAGAUUUCUCCCAUGUUUUGGUACGACAGUGCUAUUGUUUAGUGGUAAAAAAUAAAUAAAUGGAUCACAAAAAGUGAACACAUGAAGGAAAUAUGUUAUUAAAAUGCACGGCGGACGGACGACCCAUCAAAAUAAACAGCCCUUCGGUGAACCAGGGCAAUGGUGCGAGAGCCAUGAAAAUGACGACGUCCACGUCAUCCACGAUGACUGCGCGUGUCCACAGAAAAGUAAUAAGGGCGCCACAUAAGCGUGCGCACCCGGGGAAAACGACACACGCCGGCAAAAUACUGCACGCGGGCAAGCUACAGGGCAAGCUGGUCCAUCCGGGGAAACUGCUCCCGACGGGCAAAAUGGCCCACCACUUGGGCAAGUUCGGGAAACUAGCGCAUUACGCGUACACACAUGCCCUCCGCCCUCCUGAGCCGUGCGAAAAUAGUAAUGAUAGCGGUUUGGGUCCCGACCCUGUAAACAGAUCAUCAGACACGUUGGAGGACUGGGAUAAUGCAGACUUGAAACGGCGUCGAGGCGAGAGCGAGUCAGCUGUUAAGAUUGAGUGCGACGACGCUAAUGACGCGUAUCCUUUCCCGCCACCGGCCACGUGCGCACCUACUCCAGCGCCGGUACCUACGGCAGUGCCCGCGCCCGCGCUCGUUGCCGUCCCCGCUCUCACCACAGCGACCGCAAGUGUGAUCGCGCCUCUUGAUGCCUCGGCGGACCACCUCACACCGACGUCGAUUCUUUCUACGCCCGUAGCAAGAGCAAGUUGCAGUAUAUCUAGUCCUAGUAUCAGUGAGACUCCGGGAAAGCGCUUCCAAGAUCCUUAUAGAUCUUGCGGUAAGCUAGGCGGGGGCAAACUGGCGAACAAAUACGCGGGUGGGGCCAAGCUCUCCGGUGCGGGAGGCAAGAUGGGGGGCAAAUUAGGAGGAAAAUUAGGGGGGAAAUAUGGGGGUAAAUUGGCGCAAGCUUUAGCGAGGCGGAGAGCGCUUGCGGCAAUGUCGCACUCUGGCCCGCCGGGAUUGGCGGCACCACUAACCAACCGCUCCAGAGAUGGUUCUGUGGAGUUACAAAUAUUGUGCCAGCCUGAGACGCAGCACAGAGCGAGAUAUCAGACUGAAGGCAGCCGAGGCGCUGUCAAAGACAACUCCGGGAAUGGGUUCCCAAUAGUUAAAUUAGUAGGAUACGAUAAGCCAGCUGUGCUACAGGUAUUCAUCGGCACAGACACGGGUCGCGUAGCGCCACAUAUGUUUUAUCAGGCGUGCCGCGUCUCAGGGAAGAACUCUACGCCCUGUAAGGAGCGCAAGGAGGAUGGCACCGUAGUUAUAGAAAUAGAUCUAGAACCGCAAAAAAAUUGGCAAGUGACGUGUGACUGCGUCGGAAUACUCAAGGAAAGGAACGUAGACGUGGAGCACAGGUUCGGCGAGUCUCUAGGGUCGGGCGGGGGAGGAGGAGCGUCACACGUUUCACGCGGCAAGAAGAAAUCCACGCGCUGUCGUAUGGUGUUCCGCACCGAUAUCAUCAACGCAGAUGGACAGAGGGAAACGCUACAAGUCUGCUCAACGCAAAUCAUAUGCACGCAACCUCCGGGUGUUCCGGAAGUAUGCCGCAAGUCGUUAGUGUCGUGUCCUGCUGGAGGCGGACUGGAACUGUACCUGCUCGGGAAGAACUUCCUGAAGGAGACGCGCGUCGUGUUCCGCCACCAGCAGGAUGGAUGCAACCUGUGGGAGGAGGAGGUGGUGCCAGAUAAGGAGUUCUUACAACAGACGCACCUGGUUUGUUGCGUGCCCGCGUACGCGCGCACCGAUAUCACAGAAGCGGUGUGCGUGCAAGUGUUCGUGCGGUCCGGCGGCCGCGCGUCCGAACCGCACGCGUUUUUCUACACGCCGCACGCGCUCGACACCGGCCCGCUGCACUGCACGCCGCAUGCACUCCACACGCAGCGACCCGCAGGUGCCGACGCGUGGCCGAUGAUGCCACCCCCCGCGCGCCCCGCCCGCCGGCCCUCGCUGCUACCCGACCACGAAGUCUCGCAAGGUCUGAAGAGCGAGGUGGAUGAAUCCAGCCAGCACUCGUUGAUAGACCACGCGGAAUCGUCGUGCGGCCCGGACGGGCCCGAGAAGCAAUCACCUCCGGCCAUUCUCCCCGACGACCUCAAAGUCGUGGACCUGCGGCUCAAGUCGGAAACUCUCACGAGAGACUCCCAAAGCCAGGUGAGCUUCGUCGGAGCCUACGAUCCCAUCAAGCUGUCUCCGCCGACGCCCACGCAGAGCGACUCGCCCUCGCCGCUCGCGACUUUCACGCAACAGCUCCAGGCGAUACAGAACCAGGUGCAGACCGACAAGAUGGUCGAGACGGUCACCGCGGCGAUAUUCAACUCGGGCGAGAACGCCGACCAGAUCUACCCGCCGAUCCUCCCGAUGCCGACGAUCGACCCGAUGAGGCGGCUGAUCGCGGCCGAGUCUCCGAUGGACCCGCUCCGGACCGAGAUGAAGGCGCUCGACUCGGAGCUGAUGAUGAACGAGGGCGCGAUGCGGCCGCCCGGGGACGGGGGCCGGCCCAUGAUGGUGUACGAGCCGAUCCCGCCGCCGCGCGCCGACGACGAGUUCAACCCGUUCGGCGCCAUCACCAAGAUGGAGAUGGAGACGCAGCACAUCGAGCACAGACUGGCGCAGCAGAGCGCGCACAUGGACGCGCUGGUGGAGGACGCGAUGAAGGCGACCGCCGCCAUGCUGCCGUCGGACGCGGCCAAGCUGGACGAGCUCGUCAACUCGCGCGUGGACGACCUCGGCGGCUCCGAGCCCGCGCCGCCGCCGCCGCCCGACGAGCUCAUGAUGCUGCCGGACCAGGUGCAGCUGACGUCCGUCAAGACGCCGCCCGCCGCGGUCAAGUCGAUGAUCCUGAACGCGGCGGCGGAGAUCCUGACGUCGGACUCGGCCAUGAACGCGCUGGUGACGUCGGCCAUCAACACGGCCAACAUCCUGACGACGGAGGGCGCGGCGGCGGGCGGCGGCGGCCUGGCGGCGGCGGACCCGCCGGCGGAGCAGCCGGGCCCGGAGCCGCUGGUGGCGAUGUCGCAGGCGGUGUCGCAGGCGGUGACGCAGGCGGUGUCGCAGGCGGUGUCGCAGGCCGUGUCCGCCGCCGUCUCGCACGAGAUGGCCGCGCCCGUGCACGGCCUCACCGACAUGAGCGACCAGGACCUGCUCUCCUACAUCAACCCGAGCACCUUCGACCAAGCGGGACGCUCCGCCCGCGCUCGUGCAAUGAACUCUGAUAUAACGCCUAAUUGAAUGCAUUUCGUAGUGAGGUGUCGAGGGCUCAAAAGCAGAUUUUAUGUGAAUUUUUAAUGAAUGUUAUUAUAUUUUGAUUGUUUUAUAAAUUUAAGGACUGUAGAACGUUAAAAUCUCCGCUGAAUGGCGCAUGGAAUGUUAUGAAAUCGAAUGUUUAUAAAUUUGUUUUUGAUUCUCAUAUAUAAAUGUAUUUAAUGAGUGUUAGGAUGUCAAUUAUAUAUCAUGAUGUGAGUCAGUAUUACAGGGCUAAUGAAAUUAUAACUUUUCGCGUUCGGGAAGGCGGACCGGAUAUUUUUAUGGUGCAAUUUUUUAAAGAAAUCAAUGAAAAAUCUCUGUUGUUAAAGAUCUUUCUUAUAACCCGAUCCGACCGACCCUGUCCGACGAAGAAAAUAUAUUUUAUAAAUAUUAUAUACAUAUUUUUGAAAAACUUAUGGACUCUUUUAAACAGAAACAAAGAUUUUAUGUUGGUAAUGUUGUAAUGUGUUAGUAAUUAAGUGUAAAUAAGUAAUUAUAGCUUGAUAUUUAUGUUAAUUAUUGUUGUUAGAGUGACUGGUGGCGGCGAUCGGGGGU
Molecule: messenger RNA, 4114 nt
Organism: Diatraea saccharalis (sugarcane borer)
Lineage: Eukaryota; Metazoa; Arthropoda; Insecta; Lepidoptera; Crambidae
Source: the annotation of a GenBank genome assembly